CAGAUGUCGGCGACCCAGUCCGUCCAGACCUUUGGCAAGAAGAAGACCGCCACCGCCGUGGCUCUCGCCAAGGAGGGCAAGGGCCUCAUCAAGGUCAACGGUGUCCCCCUCAGCCUCUACGGCUCGCCGAUCCUCCGCGGAAAGUUGUUCGAGCCGGUCCUCCUCCUCCAGUCGUUCACCUCGUCGACGACCUCGCUCGCGUCGCCCCUCGCCCGCAUGGACAUCCGCCUCCGUGUCUCGGGCGGUGGCCACACGAGCCAGCUGUACGCCCUGCGCCAGGCGAUUGCCAAGGCGGUGGUCGCGUACGUUGCCAAGUACGAGGACGCUGCGUCUGCGCUCGAGGUCCGCAAGGUCCUCGUCGCGUACGACCGUUCGCUCCUCGUGGCUGACCCGCGUCGCUGCGAGCCCAAGAAGUUCGGCGGCAAGGGUGCGCGCUCGCGCUACCAGAAGUCGUACCGUUAAGCGGGCUCGCGUCGGUGGAUCGUCGUCGUCGUGUACUCGUAGCGACGUCAUCUGGUGGUCGUGCAACCCUCUUUCUGGCACUCGAGGUCCGAGAGCCGCGACCGAGUCCGUUUCUCG
Messenger RNA from Rhodotorula graminis WP1, 579 nucleotides. RefSeq lists its product as uncharacterized. Gene Ontology annotation, cellular component: cytosolic small ribosomal subunit; ribosome. The coding region runs from base 4 to 462 and encodes 152 amino acids. Lineage: Eukaryota; Fungi; Basidiomycota; Microbotryomycetes; Sporidiobolales; Sporidiobolaceae. Gene Ontology annotation, molecular function: structural constituent of ribosome; RNA binding. Gene Ontology annotation, biological process: translation; maturation of SSU-rRNA from tricistronic rRNA transcript (SSU-rRNA, 5.8S rRNA, LSU-rRNA). The transcript has 4 exons. The record is from RefSeq and is a predicted model, not a curated record.